ACUGUGUGAUAUUAUAUACAUAUAUAUGUGAUUAUUCACAUUGUGCGAUGACGUCACACUCUGGUAUUAAAGUGACCAUAAAAUUAAGUUACUCUGCUGGAAAACUUUCAAAUAGUUUCAAGUGUAUUGAUAAUAGAAGUGAAAUAAGAGUAUUUCUUUUUCUCAAUAUAUAUAAAUUGCAUUAGAAUUAUAUAAAUUAAUGAUCAAGAUGUAUUUAUUGAGGUUAUUUAAAAGAAAAGUCGAUAAAUAGAUAUUUUCUCAUGAACACUUGUGUCAUAAAUAAGUAGCAUAAAAUAUGGUGUGUGUAUUUUCAAAGACGUUUAAUAUGACCUCAAUAUCAUUUGCAAUGGCGUUUAGUAAGACAUCAAUUCCAUUUGCAAUGAUAUUAAAGUGCAACAUAACUUACUAAUGACAACUUAGUUUAAGUUAACCAUAAUUUAUACUUAUUAUCACUUCAAUGAUGCAUUCAUCAUUCAAAAUACUUUGAUGUGUAUACUUACAUUAGAUAUAAUGUAUCCGAAGGUAUAUAUAUAUGAUAAAUUGUAUAAUUAUACUUUCAUUUGUGGAAGUUCCUUGAAGAAGACGCAAUGAGUUUUUUAAUGCAUAUAGUACUAUUUUUAUGUUCAAUUAAUAUAAAGUAUAGUGUAGGUGUACAAAAUAAAUUAGGAUGUAGAGACCAUAAGAAUAAGAUUGUUGAUUGGUAUGUGCUAUAUAAAAUUCCAAAAUUAUCGCAUAGCAGUAAUCCUUUAAUAAGAACUGGCUCCGCUUACAUGUAUAUAUCUAAUAAUACUGUAGACAAAGGAUGGGAAUUAUCUACCAAAGAUAUAGGAGAUAAAAAUUCCAUGCCUGGGAAUACAUUAGCUUCGCUCUACAAUGAUAAAAUAGCUAACAAUUUAUUAUGGAUUUUAUAUAACGAUGAUCCACCAAAUAGUUCAGUAGUUGGAAAAUAUGGUCAUGCGAAAGGUGUAGUGGCCACUGAUAAAGAUCAAGGAUUCUGGAUGAUACAUAGUGUUCCAAAUUUUCCACCAAUGCCUAAUGUAGGGACAAGCUCAAAACGUAGAAUUAGAACUACUACAUUGGCUGUAGAUGAUUUUUCAUCUAAUUCUGAGUAUAGUUAUCCAUCAUCAGGAUAUGUUCGUGGACAGAGUUUUUUAUGCAUUUCUCUUAAAGCAAAUCAAUUUAAUACAGUUGGACGUCAAUUAAUGUACAAUCAAAUUAUAGUUUAUAGAAAGAAUCUUCCAGCAAAACUAAGCAAUCAAUAUCCUGAUCUAACGAAUGCCGCUAAUCAGAUACGUUUUAAAAAUCCUCCGUACAGUAACAAAGAAAUUAUAAAGUCAUCAACUUCUUUGGAAUUUAUUUCAUUUGCUAAGUCUGACAAAUGGCAACAGGAUCUUUACAGCGACUUUGUAGCUCCACAAUUGAAAAGUAGCUUAUUUGUUGAGACGUAUUUGAAUGGACCAGGAAAAUUAAACUCCAAAUGCCAGGGUCUAGAGGUGCAUAAUAUAAAAUCAGUGAAACUACAUACAGGAGAUGUUCAGUUUACAAGUUCACAAGAUCAUUCUAAGUGGGUUGUUGCAAUAGAUAAUAAAAAUAAUAAGUCCUGGGUUUGCGUUGGAGACAUCAAUAGAGCCGAUACUCAGUAUUAUCGCGGUGGUGGCACAGUUUGUUUGAACUUGUUUCAUCUUUGGAAAAAUUACCGCGACUCCGUUAAUGAUGUAGAACCAUGUCCUUUACAUUAAUAAAACUAAACCUUUGUUAAGAUGAUUUGAAAAUAUUGUAAAAUAUAUAAAAUAUGUAGAUCUUAAACUAAUGUAAAUCAAAUGGCAAUAUUACUAACACUGUAAUAUACUAAUACGCAAUAUAUUAGGAAAUAAAAAUAU
Molecule: messenger RNA, 1880 nt
Organism: Polistes canadensis
Lineage: Eukaryota; Metazoa; Arthropoda; Insecta; Hymenoptera; Vespidae
Gene: DNaseII
Product: plancitoxin-1
Exons: 6
Coding region: 588-1739 (383 amino acids)
Biological process (GO): apoptotic DNA fragmentation
Molecular function (GO): deoxyribonuclease II activity
Source: RefSeq, a predicted model, not a curated record